CGGAAAAUAGCGCCACCAUCGGUGGGAUGCUUCCCGACACAGUCAAGGACCCCGUUGGGUAUUUCGUCAGUGCGAGUCGGCCGGGGGACGACGGUGGGUACAGCAAAGGCGUGGUCAAAGCGUACAACGAGCAGCACAGCACCGUGCUCGUUCGAUUCGACGACGGUGAAGAAGCGUGGUUUGGCCCCGAUGACAAGCUCACGUAUUUGCAGCAAGCAAUACAACCGAAUUCACCCAAGCACGACCACGCCCCCGUUCCGUCGAAUCCACUCCAGUGGAAAGUGCGCUUGUCCAGCGGAAAGAAGGGCCUGGUCGUGGGGUACUCGGCGCCCCUGGCCCACAUUGCGAUGGAAUCUGGAGAAUCAAUCUACCUCAAUAUCGCCACCCACGACGUUGACUUUUUGUACUGCACAUCCAUCUUUCAGUUCGAGGCCACUCCACAACACCCCGAGACGGACGACAGCCACGAUCCUUUGCUCACGACGUUGCCUCUCUUCGCCAAACAAUUCGAUGUGACUGACGUACGGACCAAGCUGGCAACGUAUCGAUCCAUUCUCGAGCAUUGUCAGAGCUCGCCGACGUGGCAAACCAAACUUGGCACCGACCUCAAAACCUUGGAAAACGAGCAUCGGCGGAUUCAUUUUGUCUUUCAGGACCUACAGGCCGAUGAUCGCGGUCUGCGACUGGCUGCGGCGCGGUGUAUUUGCGCGCUGGCGUACGAGAACGAGGCCAAUCAAGCCAUGAUGAACACAGAGAAUGGGCUCACAGUCGACUGGCUGCGGGUGUUUUCGAUCCCGUCCAAGUUCCAGCAACUCUAUGACGACGACUGCCGAGCCGAGUGCAGAAUUCCGGAUCAAGAAGAUUUCAUCCAGUUCCUGACCAAGUUGAUCCGAAACAACAUGGCGUCCGUCGCCGCAAGUGUCUACAAUUACUACGAUCGAGCGACCCAUCUCCCGCGCCUUUGGUGCUAUCCGCGAGUCCACGGAAGUCUCCACGAGUGGAGCAGCGUACCCGAUCCCGAGUGCCACUUUAUCGGCUACAUCUUGACCCCCCGAUCGACUGUCCAUCUGCCCAAACACCUCACGAGCGCCGACAUCCAGGACAUCGCCGAUCUUUUCACGCCAGACAAGUCUGUGAUGACGCUCCUGAAGACGGCGCAGGUCGUGCACGCGUCAAUACCUCAUCCCGUGAACCGUUUUGUUUUGUACGACGCCCUCAAAGCAGUUCCGGUGCUCGCGGGCGUCCUGGACGACAGACCGCCCCUUGCCGGGUUGGUGCAAUCGUUUGAACAAGCGACAGACAUUGCGUGGAGGGAUCUGUUUGGGUAUUUGACGACGCGAGUCCACAUCGACGUCCUAACGAGAAACUGGGGCGACAAAUUCAUACCAGAGCUCUUGCGGGUCUUCACCUCGCUCAUUCCCCUUUCAAAUCCAUGGAUCGAUCAUCACAGUUGGGUGUGGCAGGCGCAGCUUCGCGAUGCGUUGCAGACGAAUGCCAUGUUGAACGCCGUCCACGUGUUCCAUGAGGUGUUGGAUGAAGGGGAGGCCCCCCUGCGGUUAUUGAUGGCGCUGACGCACUUGCGACGGAUCGAAGUCCCUCCGCCACCAAAAUCAAAUCCCAAAAAUCGACGAAAGUCGUCCAAGGACCAUCGCGUGUCGCUCGCAAUUGCGUCAGCUCAGCAAGCCGUUCAAGCACUCAAAGCCACUCAAGCUAAACACCACACCGAGUCAACGUUCCAAAAGCACAUAUCCGACGUGAAUACCAUCACGACUUAUGUGAGCCAAAACGCGCAGAAACUCCACGAUAAAGUCAUGCAGCAUGCCCACACGCCGCUCGUUCUUGCGCCGAUCUGCACCAACCUGGACGAUAUCGUGUCGAGCAUGCAAAACACCAAGCAUCAGAGCCAGCAGGACCGAGAGCAUGUCGUCCUGACCAACAAAGAGCGUCUCGAAGCGCUGGAGAAGCGCCACCAAGCUGCUGUCGAGGCCAAAAAACAAAAGUGGCAGCAGCAGUGCGACGCUAUCGAGGCCGCCAAGCAGCAGAAGAAGCGCGAGGUGCACGCGAGAAACGCGUCCAAGAUGGCCCGCGUCCAUCAAGAACGGACGGCUCUCGAGCGCCGCCACGACCAAGACGUUCGAAAGCUCGAGCAAAAGGUUGAAAAGAUCAUGAAGAGUCCGCGCCAUUCGGUGGCCAAGCUCGCGAUCAAGCCCCAUCCCCCUCCUCCAAAGCAAACGGAUGCAAUCCUACCGACACCUCCUGCGACGGCAAUGAUCCCCAAGCACUUGACCAAAGGCGCCCGUCCCCAGAGCGCACGGGUCAUUCGAGAUCGCACGAUCGCAUUUGGGAACAUGGUGUCCAAGCUCCACACGGUUGAAGUCCUUGUCAAAAAAGAGCAGACGAAGGCCAUGUGGCGCCACCUCCACAGCGAGAACAAGCGCUUCCAGCCACCUGCUCCGAGUGUUGCCAAGUGCGUCGACAUCGAAGGGGAAACGCUGCAUCGCACAAAACUCUCGUUCGCACCGCCAGCGCAGCGCGCCAUCACGAGCCUAGACCUGCCCUUGGCGAACGAAGCCGCAUGCAUCAAGCUCGCGUCGGAGCUCAUUCCACCCGCCGUGAAGCCCCCCGACAUCGACGACGACAGCUCGACGUCGUACUGCAUCUUGGCAAAAUACAACCGAACACUGGACGAGGAUCAGCGCCAGCUUUUCAAAGCUCGGUUCUCGACGAACAACGUGAAACUGAACCACCGCCUGACGUUCGCCGUCCAAGAGCAGUACGUCCACAUGGCUCGGCGCAAUCAAGCGUGGGGGGCCUUCUGCGCCAGCUCCCGCAUCUACUCGGACGACCCCGAGCAGCUCAAGCGCACCGAGUUCAUCACCGUCGCCAAAAAACUCGGAAUUGUCCUGCGCGACGAUGCCGAGUACGAAACCGUGUGUCGGCGGCUCGACAAGAACUUGACAGGUUUCCUCGCGUGGAGGGACUUUUACGAGUGGUUUCUGGACCAGGACCUCAAGCACGCCAUGGGGGGGGUGGACCGGCGGGUAACGUCCUCGUCGAUCAGUUAAUCGUUGAGCGAAGGACUCGUCAAAACAAACAUCUUCUUUCGAGCACCCGCCACGUUUAUCAGGAACCUUUGCUGCUUGAAAUGGAUGGCUACGCAGCUUUCAUCCCCCCGGCGACGGUGUUUUGCUCCGACAGGGUCUUGGUCUUUGCGCUGAACUUUUUGAACAAUUCGCUAUCCUUGGCCACUCUAUCGUCCCCGUUCUUGUACAAUACAGCCAAAUUGUGGCAGGCUGGCGCGUAAUUGGCGUCGCAAGAGGCUUCGAGGUACGCCUUCGCCUUGACAACGUCGCGCCGGAGACUGUACUUGGAUUGCUUCGUCAAGUACAUGCUUCCCAGCCGAAAACAGCUCCCUCCUUCGCCAGCUUCGCACGCUUUAUCGAGGGCGGCGAUACCUUUAGGAACAUCCUGCUUGCAACAAUAAACAGACGAUAGCAUGACUCCCAAACGCAUUACCAGAUCACCACCCAUCGCGUUGAGGUACAUGAGGCCAAGAUGGUGACAUCCGUGGAUGUGCCCGCCGUUGCAUGCCUUUUCUACAUGGCCGUCAGAUGUAAAGGGGCCACGAACACGAACCGAGCGCAGCCUUGGCCAUGGCAUCGUCCAUCUCGACCCCUUUGCCCGCGACUGCACACCAUGGAGUGAGCAACGACAAGUUGUGAGAAGGUCACGUACGAAGAAGACGGCCAUAGUUGAAGCACGAGGCGGCAUAGUUCUUCGUGUCGCAGUUCUUCUUGUACACGACCGCGGCGUCGUCGUACUUCUUGUCCACUACAGCCAGCCAUUCGCCGAGGCUGUGGCAGGCGCCGGGGUCUCCUGCAUGCUCCAUUGAGUCACAACCACGAUCAUGACCUCGCUGUUUACCUUUUCCCUCGUCGCAGUUGGACACAAACUCAUACAGACGCUUCUCCAGGUCUUCAUUCAGCCGCUUCGUUUCAUCCGCGCUCUUGUCGCUCAUGAUGAAACGUGAUGAACCUGAG
Molecule: messenger RNA, 4040 nt
Organism: Aphanomyces invadans
Lineage: Eukaryota; Oomycota; Saprolegniomycetes; Saprolegniales; Verrucalvaceae
Exons: 12
Coding region: 27-3065 (1012 amino acids)
Source: RefSeq, a predicted model, not a curated record